AUGGAAGCCAUGGAUUUAAAUGUAGUAGACACAGCCCCUUCGGGCAAUAAGGACACGGCUACGGAAGCCGACUUCAUGGGCCAAAUUGUGAAGAAGGCACUGCCGUCGAACUACAACUUCGAAAUCGCAAAAAGUGUCGCCAAGGUGCGACAGCUACGCGCCAAGAAGGUGGCGCUACAGAUGCCAGAGGGGCUGCUGUCCUGGGGGUGCGAAAUCGCGGACAUACUCAAGUUCUUCUGCGAGUCUAUAGACGAGGUCAUCAUCAUGGCCGACGUGACCUAUGGCGCCUGCUGCAUCGACGACAUCACCGCACAGACCAUCGGAUGCGACCUCAUCAUACAUUACGGCCACUCAUGUCUUGUGCCCGUAACUUCGGUAGCCGUGCAGUGCCUAUACGUGUUCGUCGAAAUCAACUUCUCGCCGCACUAUCUCGCGAAAGCGGUCAUGCAGGUGUUUAAGCCGCACGACAAGAUAUUCCUCAUGGGGACCAUACAGUACUCAAACGUGCUGCGCGAGGCGGCCACAAUCAUCGAUGAAGUCGGAUACUUCAACAACAAGGUGAUAGUGCCGCAGGUGACCCCGCUGCUUCCGGGGGAGGUGCUGGGAUGCACGUCGCCAGUGCUGCACGGUUGCGAGUUCAAGCGAAACGAGAGGGCCAAAUCUACGUCCAGCGGUGAUAAUUGCUGCUGUCGAAGCAACACGGAUGACGGCAGCCGUUGUUGCAUGGAACCACCAGCAACUGCAAACGGCGGAAACGACUCUAGCGACGUGCAUGUAGGUACGAACCAGGAAUCGGAUCCGGCCCAUGUAGACACAUUUGAUGAAGAGGGCGAACGAACGAUAGUAUUCGUAGCUGAUGGCAGGUUUCACCUGGAGAGCGCCCUUAUACAGAACCCCGGCAUACGCGCCUUUCGCUUCGACCCAUUCAACAAAACGAUGUCGGGGGAGUCUUACGAUCUCGAAACGCUGCACGCCACUCGAAGUGACGCAAUACAAAGGGCCAAGAGCGCGAAGUCAGUUUGUCUGGUACUUAGCAUGCUGGGACGCCAGGGUAAUAUCAACAUCCUCAAAAAUCUCACAAAGAUGUUGGAAACAGCCCAGAUUGAGUACCACGUCAGACUGCUGUCCGAAAUUACACUCGACAAGCUGGCGCAGCUUGACGUGGACGCGUACAUACAGAUCGGCUGCCCCAGGCUGUCGAUCGACUGGGGUGCAGGGUUCGGGAAACCGCUGCUGAACCCCUAUGAAGCGUACGUCGCCUACAACAAGGAGGUCUACAAGAGCACGUAUCCCAUGGAUUACUAUUCCAACGCGGGUGGGCAGUGGUCUAACUACACGGCGAACCGACAGGGUGCGCCCCCUGUCGACAGUAAGGAGGCCAUACGGCGGAUGCUGCAGCAGCGAGCACGUGCUAAACAUAUACAGUACUCGCAUUAG
This is a messenger RNA of Babesia ovata, 1437 nucleotides long. Its product is annotated as Diphthamide synthesis. The coding region runs from base 1 to 1437 and encodes 478 amino acids. The record is from RefSeq and is a predicted model, not a curated record. Gene Ontology annotation, molecular function: 2-(3-amino-3-carboxypropyl)histidine synthase activity. Gene Ontology annotation, biological process: protein histidyl modification to diphthamide. NCBI's taxonomy places the organism in Eukaryota, Apicomplexa, Aconoidasida, Piroplasmida, Babesiidae. The transcript has a single exon.